Messenger RNA from Phaethon lepturus (White-tailed tropicbird), 222 nucleotides. It is a transcript of the gene NPY, whose product is annotated as neuropeptide Y. Lineage: Eukaryota; Metazoa; Chordata; Aves; Phaethontiformes; Phaethontidae. The transcript is spliced from 3 exons. Gene Ontology annotation, biological process: neuropeptide signaling pathway; feeding behavior. The record is from RefSeq and is a predicted model, not a curated record. Gene Ontology annotation, molecular function: neuropeptide hormone activity; neuropeptide Y receptor binding. The annotation marks the transcript as partial. Gene Ontology annotation, cellular component: extracellular region.
CUGGCAGAGGCGUACCCCUCCAAACCGGACAGCCCCGGCGAGGACGCCCCUGCAGAGGACAUGGCCAGAUACUACUCGGCGCUGAGGCACUACAUCAACCUCAUCACCAGGCAGAGAUAUGGAAAGAGAUCAAGCCCAGAGACAUUGAUCUCAGACCUCUUGUUGAGGGAAAGCACAGAAAAUAUUCCUAGAUCCAGGUUUGAAGACCCUUCGAUGUGGUGA